Schizophyllum commune H4-8 is the source of this 1017-nucleotide messenger RNA. Its product is annotated as Mg2+ transporter protein. The transcript is spliced from 5 exons. The record is from RefSeq and is a predicted model, not a curated record. Gene Ontology annotation, cellular component: mitochondrial inner membrane. The coding region runs from base 1 to 1017 and encodes 338 amino acids. Gene Ontology annotation, biological process: mitochondrial magnesium ion transmembrane transport. Gene Ontology annotation, molecular function: magnesium ion transmembrane transporter activity. Lineage: Eukaryota; Fungi; Basidiomycota; Agaricomycetes; Agaricales; Schizophyllaceae.
AUGCCAGGAAACGUCGAGACCGUGUCCGGUCAUUUCAAGAAGUCCGAUCUAAGCGCCGAGCAUGGCCUCAAUAUACGAGAUCUCCGCAAGAUUGAUUCUCGAAUACCCAACCUCGUCCCCACUAUCCUGGUCCGCAAAGAGUCCAUUCUAGUCAACAUCCUCCACCUCCGUGCCCUCAUCAAAGCCGAUGCCGUCGUCCUCUUCGAUACGUAUGGCUCUGUCGACUCCAGGCUACACUCCACUUUCCUCUACCACUUGCAGCACAACCUCCGCAGCAAGGCCACCGGCCUCCCCUACGAAUUCCGCGCCCUUGAGUCCAUCCUGCUCUCCUGUCUGAGCGCCCUCGAAGUCGAGAUGGUCUUCAUUCGCAACCUCGUCGGCACCCUACUCGCCGAGCUCGAGGACGACAUCGAUCACGACCGGUUCAAGCGCUUGCUGUACUACUCGCGUCGGCUGGACAGCUUCCAGAAUCGGGCGAAGUUGGUGCAAGACUGUUUAGACGAGCUGCUCGACACGGACGAGGACCUGGCGGCCAUGUACCUGACGGACAAGAAAAACAAUGCGGAGCGGCCGGAUGAGGACCACGAGGAGAUCGAGUUCAUCCUGGAGUCCUUCUCGAAGCAGGUGGAGGAGAUCGUGAAUGAGGCGCAGAGUAUGCAGAGCAACGUCCAAUCCACCCAAGAGAUUGUCGAGCUCAUCCUGGAUUCCAAUCGGAACGCGCUCUUGACGCUUGACCUCAAGGUCUCCAUCGCCACCCUCGGCAUCGGCAUCGGCACGCUCAUUGCAGGCCUCUUCGGCAUGAACCUGCGCACAGGCUGGGAAGACGACGCGCACGCCUUCUGGGUCAUGUCGGGCGUCUCGGGCGUUGUCGCGAUCAUGGUGGCGUGGAGGGGAUUCAGAAUACUUCGCAAGAUCAGGAAAGUCGGCCUGUCGAGCACGCAUAGCCCACGGCAAAGGAGGCGACCCUUUUUGCCUCUGCCUUUAGGGCGCGAGCGAAUCGGCGACGGCUGGCCAUAG